This is a messenger RNA of Choloepus didactylus (southern two-toed sloth), 2048 nucleotides long. It is a transcript of the gene HAPLN3, whose product is annotated as hyaluronan and proteoglycan link protein 3. The record is from RefSeq and is a predicted model, not a curated record. Gene Ontology annotation, molecular function: hyaluronic acid binding. The transcript is spliced from 6 exons. Gene Ontology annotation, biological process: cell adhesion. The coding region runs from base 239 to 1321 and encodes 360 amino acids. NCBI's taxonomy places the organism in Eukaryota, Metazoa, Chordata, Mammalia, Pilosa, Megalonychidae.
UUUCUGGCGGUUCAAGAUCUCCAAAUCCGCCUGCUGCCUCGGACCCGGACAACCUGCGGCUCCGAGCGCUCGAGCCGUCUAGGAGCCCCUCGGGACGACUGAGCUCCUCCAAGGAAAUAUUUGGUCCUUGAAUCUUCGAGAGCGCUCAGUCAAUGGCUGGUGAGCAGGGCCAGAACUUGGUUUGCCCCGGGCCCCAGCCUUGCACAGGACACACUAGACCCCGGCCCUGCAAGUUGCGAUGAGCCUGCUGCUCCUGGUCCUGCUGCUCCCGCUGCCCAGCAUCUCUGGACUGCCCUUCUACAACGGCUUCUACUACUCCAACGGUCCCCACGGCCAGCACCGGGGCAACGGCUACGGCGAAGGCCUCUUCAAUGGAGUGAAGCUGGUGGUGGAGACGCCCAAGGAGACCUUGUUCACCCACCGGGGGGCCAACGCCACCCUGCCCUGCCGCUACGGCUAUGAGCCGGCCCUGGCCUCCCCAAGGCCGGUGCGCAUCAAGUGGUGGAAGCUGUCGGAGAACGGGUCCCCGGAGCAGGACGUGCUGGUGGCCAUCGGGCUGAAGCACCGCUCCUUCGGGGACUACCAAGGCCGAGUGCACUUGCAUCAGGACAAGGAGGGGGAGGCUUCCCUGGAGAUCCGGAACCUGAGGCUGGAGGACUCCGGGCGCUACCGCUGCGAGGUCAUUGACGGGCUGGAGGAUGAGAGCGGCCUGGUGGAGCUGGAGCUGCGGGGCGUGGUCUUCCCCUACCAGCCCCCCCAGGGGCGCUACGAGCUCAAUUUUUAUGAAGCCCAGAGGGCCUGCGAGGAGCAGGAUGCAGUGGUGGCUUCCUUCGAGCAGCUCUUCCGGGCCUGGGAGGAGGGCCUGGACUGGUGCAACGCCGGCUGGCUGCAGGACGCCUCGGUGCAGUACCCCAUCACGUGGCCCCGGCGACCCUGCGGAGGCCUGCACCUGGCGCCUGGCGUGCGCAGCUACGGCCCCCGCCACCGCCGCCUGCACCGCUAUGAUGUGUUCUGCUUCGCCCCUGCCCCGAAGGGGCAGGUGUACUACCUGGAGCACCCGGAGAAGCUGACCCUGCCAGAGGCCAAGCGGGCCUGCGAGGAGGACGGCACCCAGAUCGCCAAGGUGGGCCAGCUCUUCGCUGCCUGGAAGUUCCGCGGCCUGGACCGCUGCGAUGCUGGCUGGCUGGCGGACGGCAGCGCACGCUACCCGGUGGCUCACCCCCGUCCCAACUGCGGGUCCCUGGAGGCCGGCGUCCGAAGCUUCGGUUUCCCAGACCCUCUGAGCCGCCAGCACGGGGUCUACUGCUACCGCCAGCGCUAGAACCCGGCAGCCAGCUCCCCGCCCCCCACGCCUGCCCAUCCCCUCCCGGGCUGCAUAUUUAUUGAGUGGUUCAUUUUCCCUUGAGUGUUGGGGCAAUUUUAUACUAUUUUUAUGCUUCUCAACUUGGACUUUUUAAAACGAUUACUAUUCUUGGUAAACCCAACAGAAUCCAAAUCCUCCCUCUGCGUAGCUGGACACCCCCAAGGCUCUCUCCAUCCUGGAAUCCCUCUGCCCAACUCCUCUGGACCCUUAAGGUUCGGGGACUUUUAGAGGAGUUCUGCUGUCACUGAGUCAGGCCCCUCUCUCGAGGGGGCAGUGGCCCGCCCACGGUGCCCCUGUGAGUGGGGGCAGAGCCUGGCCUACAUCUUGGGUCCCCCCUCCCCCACUGGUGCCUGCAGCUCUCUCCACCUCAGCCUGGGGGAGGGAGAGGGCAUCCAGGGGACAUGGGCUCUGGAGCCGGCCACUGGGCCUUGCCGUCUCCCUGCCCCCUGGGACUUCUCUGUGAAGCUGCUGGCCCAAAUCAGCCCUGCUGAGAAGCUAGGGCUGGAAGUGAGUCCCUAGGCUUUUGUGUGAAAUCCAAGGGGAGGGUCAAAGCCCUCUCCCCAUUCUCCCUUCUCUUGGUUCCAAAGACUCUGUGUUUUGUUCUGUUUUCCCCAUUUGGGGAGCGUCCCUCAGGUGUGUGUGUAUUUUCUUUGGAUAAUAAAUGGUGCUAUGACUCCUUCCUCUA